AUGGCCUUCCUGCACGCGCACUCGGGUAAGUGUAUGAAGUCGGAACUGGAUUUGUUUUCUCCACCACCAACGCAGACGUCUAUUGAGGCUGGUCAAUGGGUACACUACAAGCCCGUAUCAUCUCUAACCGACGAUUCCCCGAUUGAAUUUGUUGUACCUGGAAACAGUGAUGAGUACAUCGAUUUGGCACACACUAUGCUUAGCGUACGAGUGAAGCUACAACCGUCUGCUCCUACCCCACCGGAAGGCGAAGGCAACGCGGCUACUCCGCAUGCCGCUCCGGUAAACAAUCUGCUUCACUCGAUGUUCAAUCAAGUCGAUGUAUUAUUCAAUCAAAAACUAGUCUCACCAGCCAACAACUCUUACGCCUAUCGAGCAUAUAUAGAGACUGUACUGAAUUACGCACCGCCCGCCAAAAAAUCCCAUCUUUCUUCGGCUCCAUGGUACGACAGCGAGGAUGGAGUAUCGGAUGUAUACGACGUCGACGCCGUCAGUGCUGACCGAGGUUUCAUCGAACGCAAACGGAUCAUGAGCAAUGCACGUACCGUUGAUCUGAUUGGACAUCUGCACUGUAACGUAUUUAAUCAAGACAAAUUUUUAAUCAACGGUGUGGAACUGCGUCUUCGACUUGUAGGAUCAAGAGACAGUUUUUGCAUCAUGGAAGCCGAAAAUCGCCACAAGCUGCACAUACUGGAAACUUCACUGCUCGUUCGCCGAAUGAAGAUCAGCCCUGGAAUCUUGCUGGCGCACGCACGGACGCUAGCCAAAGGUACGGCAAAAUAUCCCGUAACCAGAGUCGAGGUGAAGUCUUUCACCAUACACGCAGGAGUACAGGCAAAAACACUAGACAGUGUCAUACUCGGACAAUUACCGAAACGAGUGAUGAUCGGUUUUGUCAGCAAUAAAGCCUUCAACGGCGACAGACAGCGCAAUCCGUUCAAUUUUCAAAACUAG
Messenger RNA from Neodiprion virginianus, 954 nucleotides. RefSeq lists its product as uncharacterized. NCBI's taxonomy places the organism in Eukaryota, Metazoa, Arthropoda, Insecta, Hymenoptera, Diprionidae. Bases 1 to 954 code for a protein of 317 amino acids. Gene Ontology annotation, molecular function: ribonucleoside-diphosphate reductase activity, thioredoxin disulfide as acceptor. Gene Ontology annotation, cellular component: cytosol. The record is from RefSeq and is a predicted model, not a curated record. The transcript has a single exon. Gene Ontology annotation, biological process: deoxyribonucleotide biosynthetic process.